Pseudo-nitzschia multistriata is the source of this 952-nucleotide messenger RNA. NCBI's taxonomy places the organism in Eukaryota, Bacillariophyta, Bacillariophyceae, Bacillariales, Bacillariaceae. The record is from the annotation of a GenBank genome assembly.
CACAUCAUCGCACUUCGAUCACAACCAACCCAACGAAAAGCCAUUGAUACGAACCUUUUGUUCCUCUUCGUGAAAUUGAAACAUAAUCCGAACACCGACCGCAACAAUGUAUUUUACACGAUCCAAACAAUUCGCUAUUGCUUCCGCAGUAUUGAUGGCCGUUGCGACGUCUGUCGACGGUUUUGCCCCACCGGUCACACAACCUCAGCCAUCCGCAUCACGCCUCUCCAUGGCACCAAAUGAGCAGGAUCCCCAGCAGCUACGACAGGGUUUGACGCGCGCUACGGCCGCGUUCGUGGUAGCGAGCACCAUCUUUUUGUCGCCCACUGGCGCCCUGGCUCUCGAAGAGGACGCCGUCGCUGCGAGUGAUUCCGCAACGACGACGUCCGUUGCAAAAACGCCGUCCGUUGCCCAGUGUGGCGUUUCCAAGAAUUCCCCACCGUGCGUUUCCACAUCGAACGUGCGCCAGUUGGAUCUGUACGCUGCUCCCUGGACCUUUGACACCAGCGCCGACGAGGCUCUGGCUCGUUUGAAGGGUGCCGUCGAAGCCGAGCCAUUGAACGCGAUUGUGUCGACGGAGGACAGCAGCAGCCGGCAUUUAUUCGUAGACUCCAAGCGAAGCAAACUAGGAACUACCGCGUAUCGAAUGGAAUUUGUAAUCAACGAUUCCGACAAGGUUAUUACCUUUCGAUCGAGUGCUCCAUCGGAUCUCACCGGACCCGAUUUCGGAUUGCAACGAAAACGAUUGACCGAGAUCCGCGAACGCUCCGGUGCCUUUGGUGUAAUGGGAGAAUCACUGGAUUCGGCCGAUACGAAAUCGACGGGUGAAAAAGGAUACGGCCCCCUCGGGCAGCUAAAGUCGUUCUAUGGAUAUCAAAGUGGGGGUGGAUUCGAAGACGUCCUAGCGGAAUAAACUGCCGAUUGAGCUGACAAACAAAGAAACAAGUGACGA